UUGAUAGUGUCAUAACUUCAACACACAAGGCAAAAUUAGAACACGGAGGCACUACAGAAAGCAGGAGCACGGAGUGCGGAGACGUCAAAACGAAUGGAAUACAUUAUCAGGGAGUGAGGAGACGUCAAAACGAAAGGAAAGACAACCUCGGGGAGUGAGGAGACGUCAAAACGAAAGGAAAGACAACCUCGGGGAGUGAGUAGACAUCAAAACGAAAGGAAAGACAACCUCGGGGAGUGAGGAGACGUCAAAACGAAAGGAAAGACAACCUCGGGGAGUGAGGAGACAUCAAAACGAAAGUAAAGACAACCUCGGGGAGUGAGGAGACGUCAAAACGAAAGGAAAUACAACACCAGGCAGUGAGGAGACAUGAAAACGAAAGGAAAGACAACCUCGGGGAGUGAGGAGACGUCAACGUGAAAAUCACGAUCCCCAAUAAAACACUGAAAAUCAGGUGUUCCAGAUGGACCAGCUAACCGAUGUACGGCAUGAGAUGGUCACUGACUUUUAUUGAUUGGACAGGAAAGUGUUUAUUGUAUUACUAGUAUUCAGUCAAGUGGUCUUAACUGGAAUUGGAUUCUGUGGAAAACGCUUUUCGUUCGAUGCUGAUAUAUACAGAUUUCAAAAUUGUGCGGAGUAAUUUCUACGUUUCUACCAAAUCCUCUUCACGUUUGAAUACUGACAGAGACAGCGUGGUGCACGGACCUUUAUUCUCUGGACAAUUAUCAGAGGACAAUAAACGGACGUUAUUAGGACUAUAGGUGGUGUCUUUGUGUGUUCCACACAUCGUUCUUUACUCAUUCUGUAAAUAGUGCAGAGGUUCACGGAGCUAUCGACUGGAUAUAUUCCUUUUUUCUGAAUUUUCACAGAAAAAUCUGUACUCUAUAGGUAGACAACAACAGUGGGCGAUAUAUUCAAUGUAAACAGUGUCCGGAUGAUUUAUAAUUGAUGUCACUGCAAUGUUAUGCGUACCGUGUGUAUACAUAUCGACCUCCUGUGGGUGGAAUAUUACAUUAUCAAUAUAAGAAACGCGUCAUUUAAUUGGAGCAUUGGGAUAUAUAUGAAACCAUUAUCCCCAACGCAACACGUGACAUCAGGGCAUCAAUAUUGCCCCGCAUGCUAUAUGCGUGAUCCUAGCCAUUGCACUAAAUAAUCGGUGCACUAACAUCACACAAUGUUGAAGACAAGGCGUCCUGUUCAGGAGCACGAGUCUGGAAUAGGGAUCAAAUUAGACUACAGCAACACCUACUUUGAUAAUGAGAUUCUGGAUAGUGAGCUGGAGAGCAAGCUUGCUCAGAUCGGCAGGGAACGUUACCGGGUCAGAGUGGAGAGGAACGAAACUCUCAAGGAAGCGAGAAAGGUGGCGGAGAAUAUGCAGCAGUUAAGUGACGCUAUUAAGAAGGGUGCAAUAGGAGAUAGCGUGAGUAUUUUCUCAGGAGGCAAGGUAGGUAAGCAUGUUGACGAGAAGGACAAAAUAAGCGACAAAAGUUCGGAGGCUAGUGUGGACAAUUUGUGUAACGAAGUUAAUCGGAUUAAUACCAACGGUAAUCAACAAGAUUCCGGCACAACGAGUGAAGCGAGAGGUAGUGAUACAGACUCAGAUAAACCACGACGAGCCAUGAAUACGCUUACAAUGUUCGCCUUAUCGAUGCAAAAGUUCUCUUCGCCAAUAAGACAUCGCAAUCCAAUACAAACUCCCAAUGAGCCGCGAACCAAACAAGAGAACACGCCAGCUCGAUCGUCACAUCCACAAAAGCGACAUGCACAUUCAGCCUUUGCACGUGCACCGACUCAACGAGCAUUUUCGCGCCUCGAUCGGAGACCAAAGUCACAAAGACCUGUCACGUUUCGGCAGCGUCGGGUCAAGGACGGAGAGGUGCUCGAGGCUGUUGACGUCAUGCCUGUUAUGGUGUACGAGAUUAAUUUGCAUAAACGAAAGCAAACGAGAUCCCGACGGGAACUGCAGGAAAUGAGCAAAAUGGAGCAAAAAGAACAUAGUUUAAAAGUAGACAGAGAAGAAGAGAGAAAGCAAAAACUGUUCAAUUGGGCUAAAGGAAGUAGUGGUCUGGAAGGGAGAAUUCAGUGUUUUGUUAAGAACUGUGAGGAGUUUAAUAGAAAAAGACAACCUCAUGAAAUUGUGUUUGACUCCCCGCGAAGGUCGAAAACAGUUAUGUUUUAGAUAAAAUCUCCUAAUAUGAAUGUUUUCUAAGUACCUUUCAUUCUUGUUAUAUCAAGUCCGAAUUCCAAAUUCUCUCAGCAUAAUAAAAGUAAAUGUUAUAAAUUGUGAGCCAAGACUUGUUUAUGUGACAUAUAACAAAUUGAGAGCUACGUCUGACAGUGGAGCACCGUGGUUUAACAAGUAUAUCUGUGAUCGGACAUUGAACUUUAUGGUGAUAUUUUGCAAUUGCUUUACAUUCGGUAGAACUACUCUUUGUAUUAGAUUUCAGGAGGAGAUUUACGUUGACUUUAGCAUACGUUUGUGACGGCGACAACUACAGCGGUACAGUAUAUGUUAUUCUGUUUAGAAAAUAUAAGAUACAUGUAUAUCGCUUACUAAAUUAUUGAGCUUUGGUUUCCUUUAAACAUAUUUAUCAAAAACGUAAAGCGAAAUAUGAGAGUAUUGUAAUAAUCUAUGCUGAACAACUUCUCUUAAAUAGAUAUUCAUCAUUGCAUGAUAAUAAUGGAAGCGUGCAGUAAUAAAUUAAAUACAUCUUACAAUAUGAAAUUGAUUGCUGAAUUUAGUGAUUUAUUUUAAAUAUCCGAAUGUUAUUUUAGUCCUUUUGGUCUGAAAUAAUUUCGAAAAGAAAAUAUUUCAACAUCGAACUCAAUACCCAAGACCUAGCGUUCCAUGUAAGUAAAAGGAUAAGCCUCGGUUUUGUAUUGGAAGUCAAAGAAACAAUAACAUAUAUUCUAACGAGGAUGCAAAAAAUUAAGACCGUCACUUAUCAGAAGGUUUGUCAUUUAAAAGUCAAGAUUAAGGGCACUGCACUGCUGUCUGACUUAAUAUGCAGAAUAUUCAACAUACAAUCUCCAUAUCUCAAAUUGAUAAACUGGACUGACUGUAUAUUUUAAGUUUAUAAGGUUUUGAAUGGGUUGAAAGAAACAGUAUUCUUCUUGAAUAGUCUAAAACAAUCCAACUUUAAGGGGUAAGAGUAGAGUAAGUACGGGAACAUCUAAAUUGUGUCAUCCUUUAAGUGCAAGACGAUUGUUUUUCUUUUCUUUCGCCAAAAGGAUGAUGCAAGUAUUAAUGGGUUAUUGUAUAUGCUAUAAAGCAAUCGGAGUUACAUGUAUAUUAGUUUUUGUCCGCUAAAAAGAAUUUCAAGACCUUUUUCGUAGUAAAAAGUAUCAAUAAUUGUAUAUGAUGGAAGUUUUGUAAUCAUACGGCUAGCCCCUGACUCAGCCUUCUAUAACACUUCCCUUUUCAAUUGUAGCACACCCGUCCCAUUACUCGGAAACAUAUUCUGAAAAUGGUCAAUUGGAUGCUUUUGAAUUUCAACGUUAGAUCAUUAAGACUUUUAAAAAUAUUAGCAAACUUUAAAUGUAAGGAUUGUAUAUCACAAACAAUCUCUACACGAGUUGCACAAGAAGUUAGCUUACGUCUCAUUUUCUAACAAAUAUGUAAAAAUAAA
This is a messenger RNA of Mizuhopecten yessoensis (Yesso scallop), 3629 nucleotides long. RefSeq lists its product as uncharacterized. NCBI's taxonomy places the organism in Eukaryota, Metazoa, Mollusca, Bivalvia, Pectinida, Pectinidae. The coding region runs from base 1175 to 2179 and encodes 334 amino acids. The record is from RefSeq and is a predicted model, not a curated record. The transcript is spliced from 3 exons.